GGAUGUGUGUGAGGCACAAACAAAACAAACAAACGAAGAUGGCUGUUAUUCGCGCAAGAAAGGAGCUAUUUUCGUGGUCCGACGAUGAGGUGGAACUUCUUCUACAUGUAACAUUAGAGUACAAGACGACAAAAAUACAGGAUAAUGUAGACUGGGAGUCCUGCAAGCCUAAAUAUAUGGAGAUAGGGGACUUAUUUCAGGCGCAAUAUCCGAGGACCCCGACUGAGAAAGAUUUCCCUCACGAGAAGAACUCCAUUUCACAGGGCCAGCUUACAGCGAAGCUAAAGCAAGUACGUAUUAAGUACAGGCAGGCGGUGGACCUCGGCCGUCGGAGUGGCCGAGGACGUGUUGUGUACAUGUUCUUUGAGCUGUGUGAGCAGAUCUGGGGUGGCUCGCCUGCUACGCACCCCCUUAGCUCCGGCGUCGAGACGGGGGACUUGCUCGACUUGGAAGAGUCGUCGCCCGGACCAAGUUCCUCCCAGAGUUUGGAGUCCAACGAUUCGCCAGAGUCGAGUAGAUCCAACGGAACUCUGCCAACUGCUGCGGUUGUGAGGCAUCGCAGGGAUCUGCUCCAGGCACGGCUGAACGGCCACAGAAGUGACCGCAUGAAGAGAAAGCUUCCAGCUGAACAUGCGGUGCAGGAAGAGCUGAGAGUAAAAAACCGGAUGUUGGACCUAAUGGAGGAAGCAACCAGCCGCAGCGCAGCCAGCAUGGAUCGGAUGAAUACCACCAUGGACAGCAUUAACGGCACUAUUCAGAAUGGCCUUUCCCUGAUCAGCCAUUUAAUGCAAGCACCUCCCUACAGUAACAACAGUGGAUAUGGAGACUUCCAGGUGCCCUCAUACCCACCUCGAAGGCCACACACGGCCACACCCGGCCACACACCAAGAGCAAACCCCUCUCUACCACACACGCAUGGGAUGAACCCUGACACCCCACAGCAACAAUCUCCUCCUUAUUCAUUCAGCCAGUCACUGUAUGAGGAGGACCUGUAAAGCAGUGAGCUUCAGUUUUUUUUAUCCAGCACUUUUUGUUCUAAGGAAGUCUGGAAACAUUUUUAUUUUUAACUCCACACUUUGUACAAAUGGAGAAUCACUUUUUUUUUAGCCUU
Molecule: messenger RNA, 1111 nt
Organism: Trematomus bernacchii (emerald rockcod)
Lineage: Eukaryota; Metazoa; Chordata; Actinopteri; Perciformes; Nototheniidae
Exons: 2
Coding region: 3-995 (330 amino acids)
Source: RefSeq, a predicted model, not a curated record